Molecule: messenger RNA, 1771 nt
Organism: Cyclopterus lumpus (lumpfish)
Lineage: Eukaryota; Metazoa; Chordata; Actinopteri; Perciformes; Cyclopteridae
Exons: 11
Coding region: 426-1634 (402 amino acids)
Source: RefSeq, a predicted model, not a curated record
ACUCCGCCGGAAGUCCCCCCCUCUUAUUUUGAAGGGCACUUCCUGUUGCGGGUCCAGAGACUUCGUCCAUUAACCAACCGAAAGAAAGGACGUCAACGUUUAACGUUUUACGGUAACGUGAACCGGGAGCGCGUGCUCGAGCUUGUUUUCAUCGAUUCAAGUCGAGUUUCAUUGAUUUGCUCAUCGAGUUGUUGUCGUGUUCGUGUGUGCGGCACUUCGGCUAGCUACGAGCUAACAGGCUAACGAACGCUCCUGACGACAACAACAACAACAACAACAACAACAACAACAAGUGGGCUCCUUUCUCCGUGUAGUAGUGACCCGGGUCUGAACCGGAGCGCCUCGUGUGUGAGUCGACUUGUCUUCGGGACCUGGUCCACAUGGGUCCGGGCUCCAGGUGAACCCGGUGUCUCUACAGCACGCACAUGCAGGAGCCGCUAGCAGCCAGUCCCGGUUCGUCUGAGCCGGACAGUCCCGGAGGUCUGAACCGAGGCUGCCUCGUGGACCCGGCGGACGUCCUCUACCAUGAUCUCUCCGUCAUGGUCCCAGAGACCCCCAGUCCUCUGCUCGGCAAGCGGCGGCGAGGUGGUCUCAUCCCGGAGGAAGCGCUCGGCCCCCUUUCCUCCGUUGGCUCUCCGAAGCGUCCGGACUCGUCCCACCGGUCCAAGCGGCGGCGUCUGUCGGCGGCGCCGGGCGAGCAGAGCGCCGCCUUUGUUCCCGCCUCGUCUCUCCGGGCGUUUCCUCUGGGCGGCUGGUUCGGGGCGCCGCUGUCCACCACGUCCUGCUCCUCCUCCUCCUCCUCCUCCUCCUCCUCCUCCUCCUGCCUCACGCCCAUAUCCGAGGAGGAGGUGGAGGCGGCGGGCUCCGCGGUAGAAGACCGGCGAGCUCUUCUCCGCCGCAGGACGACUUCGCCGUCCUCCUCCUCUCUGUCCUUCCUGACGGAGGAGGAGAGGAGGUGGCUGACCGGAGAGCAGGGAGACACCUCCUCAGCUCCAGAGGAGAUCGUCAUCAGUGACGAUGAGGAGGCUGUGGUUCGCUCGGCUCAGGAGGAGGAAGAUGAAACGCUGGCUCGAAGUCUUCAGGCCCAGUUUGACCACGAGGAGUCUCACAGCAGACACCACCACCAUCAUCAUCUUCAUCAGCAGCAUCAGCACCAUCUUCUCCACCAGCAGAGUCACCACAUGUUCCAGCCCUACAUGGAGCCCAGCUGGAUGCCUCACCUCCUGGCUGCCGUCUCUCCUCUGGUCCACUUUGACAACGAUCUGAUUGGUCGAAACAGAAGACGUGGGCGUGUCAGGAGGAGGAACGCUGAGCCGGAGCUUUCAGAAGACCUCCAGGGGAACGACUACGAGGCGCUCCUGGCCUUCGAGGCCCGGCAGGGCUCCGUCGUGUCCAGGAAGUUGACCCGGAGGGAGAUCCAGAGGUUUCCCACCAAAACAUUCCAGUCGGCGAGCAGCGCCGAGAACACUCAGUGUCAGAUCUGUUUCUGUGACUACACCGAUGGGGAGAAGCUGAGGAUGCUGCCCUGUUUCCACGACUACCACGUCCAGUGCAUCGACCGGUGGCUGAAGGAGAACCCCACCUGUCCCAUCUGCAGAGCCAACCUGGCUGACCCCGCCCCCUCUGACCUCUGACCUCUGCUGUUCAUGAAGGACGACUCGUCUUGUUUUUUAUUCUUUUUCAUUUGAUCUUUUGGGAACGAAACAAUUAAACCUGCUGCUGUUAUUUGUUGUAUGAAUUUAAAAUAAACACAUUUGUCUCUUUCUCCGAA